Molecule: messenger RNA, 1147 nt
Organism: Exophiala viscosa
Lineage: Eukaryota; Fungi; Ascomycota; Eurotiomycetes; Chaetothyriales; Herpotrichiellaceae
Product: Translin family-domain-containing protein
Exons: 3
Coding region: 92-1039 (315 amino acids)
Cellular component (GO): cytoplasm; nucleus
Molecular function (GO): RNA binding; RNA endonuclease activity; sequence-specific DNA binding
Source: RefSeq, a predicted model, not a curated record
UACUAUAUGAGCGAUAGAAAGAAGAGACACCCUUCAAGUGCACACAAAACUUGUGAAACUAGUAGACAUAAGAAACCGAAAGAAGGCCUUUAUGGCCACCCGUACCUACGUAGGUAGCCUUGGUAGAAACCAUCAAUCUUCGACACGACUCACCUUCCGGUCUCUUCUAAACGGUAAUAAAUCGAUUUACAGGUCCGACAUGCCAGGCACGAAGCGAUCACAUGACGGAAUGGAGAUUGAAACCAAGCCCCCUACCGCUGCGGCCGACGCAUCGCCGUAUAUUCCUGUAUUUGAGACUUUCCGUUCCGAACUUGACGAGCAUCAUAACCGGAGAGAACGGAUCAUCAAGGCCUCUCGCGACGUAACCGCUCAGAGCAAGAAAAUCAUCUUUGCUCUCCAGAGGGUUCGCGAGCUCGAACGACCCAUACACGCAUCUAUAGCCAAGCAGAUUUCGCCCAUGUACAAUACUAUCCGCGGACUAUUGGAGGGCAUCGUGCCCGAUUUGCAAAGCAUCAAAGCGUACCGGUACCAAGGCAACAUCUCCGGUGGCAUCCAGGAGUACAUGGAAGCCGUUCUGUUUCAGCACUACCUCGAGACAAGGCGGUUAAUGACCUACGAGGAUGCGGCGAGGCAGGUUCCCCAGGGCAUUAUGCUCACGUACGAGGACUAUGCGCUGGGUUUGUUCGAUAUGACUGGCGAACUGAUGCGGUUUGCGAUCACGUAUAUGGCUACAAACGGGCAGAUGCCAGGCGGAGAGAAGUCGGUGUUGGCGGAUUUGCAAAUGCUUCGGGGAGAGCUGGAGGCAUUAGAUGCGUCGGGAAGUUAUUCGCUGAAUAGGGAUUUCGCGCAGAAAAUGAAGACGACGAGGAGCUCGGUGGAGAAGGUCGAGAACGGAGUGUAUAGUAUGAUUGUGCGUGGGAAGGAGAGGCCGAAGGGGUGGAGGCCUGAUACGUCGUUGGCAGAUGGUCGGGAGGAGCGAGAACCUCCUGUUUGCUCUCUCCACUACUCCAGAUCAUCACAUCAUGUCUUGAAAACUUAAGAGUACUUUUGUCUACUCUUUGACUGGGUCCUCGUCUGCUUCCAGGAUUCCCUCUUUGACCAACUGCUCCGGCUUAGGUCUCUGUUGGAUUUUCUGCUCGAGACUGUC